Molecule: messenger RNA, 1164 nt
Organism: Prorocentrum cordatum
Lineage: Eukaryota; Dinophyceae; Prorocentrales; Prorocentraceae
Source: the annotation of a GenBank genome assembly
CCUCCCAGGGCCGACGGGCAGCAAGGGGUCCGUGGUCGAACGCGUGGUUCCUCGCACGCUGCCAUGGUGGACCAGACGCUGCUCACGACUGCGGCCGCCCUGGCGGUCUUCGCCCUGUCCAGGCAGCUCCCGUCGCCGUACAAGGAGGUGGCGCUGCUGUGUACUUGUGCCGGUGCCCUGUACGGGAAGUCCGCCUGGGAAGCAUGGCAGGCGCGGCGAUCGGCGCUGCCGCCCGAGGCCGCGCGGUCAGCGAAGGAGGACUAGGACACAGCAUCCUGAUACAGACGAUCGACCCUGGACCACCAGCGCAUGGAGCAAGUACGCCAAUGACACCACUGGGCAGGCCCGUGCGUCCUCGACGAGGGAGUCGACGCCAGCUCGCGUGCGCGAGCGCACAAGGGUGGAGGCCGGCGGCGGCGUGGACCUGGCAGAUGUUGCGAUACCUUUGCUGCGAGGUGGAGGAGACCGCUCGAGACCGAACGAUCCGUUACGUUGCAUCUUCGAGGAACCUCGUCUGUCUCAAGCAGCUAUGUCGUUUCAACCAUCGACCCAAUCCCUCUACUGUGUUUUUCGAGCCGGAUCUAUCUGUGAUGGCCCCAGGGCCCAGCAUUGGACGAGAACGCCCACUGUUGUGGAAAAAAGUGCAACGCCCAGACCCACAUACGGUCGACACGAAUAGAAAGGACGGGCAACCUUCCCAAGGGUACCUUUGCAUCCUUGCCUCCUCGGUCCAUCCUUGGUUCUUUUCGGCGGCCGCGCCCCUCUCGAGAAGCUUCGAAACGGCGUCCAAGGCCCUCGCCUCCGUACCGCGCAUCCUCACUAUACGGGUUGACUGUACCCUUGACGCCCCGAGUCUCUCGAGACGCCGACCUCCAGAGGUCUCGACCCGCUCCCCCAGACCGGCUCGCCAUCCUGAGUCGUGCUGCGACAGCCCCGGGGGCCCGACCCGGCGAGGACCCCCGGAGGCCGAAAGCCGACAAACAUCGGCCGUCGUGCUCUCCUCGUGGCCCCGAGGGUCGGGGGCGGCCCGACCGGCCCCCAGCAGGCCAUCCCCGUCCGUGGCGUCCCCCCUCGCCUCGCCACGGGACGUGUGCGUAUGCGGCCAGAGGGAGGCUCGAAAGAGGCCAGGUGGGGCCGCGAGAAAGGGGGGGGCGGCGAAUGGGG